Messenger RNA from Habropoda laboriosa, 426 nucleotides. RefSeq names its product V-type proton ATPase subunit F 1 (gene Vha14-1). The coding region runs from base 61 to 426 and encodes 121 amino acids. Gene Ontology annotation, molecular function: proton-transporting ATPase activity, rotational mechanism. The record is from RefSeq and is a predicted model, not a curated record. The transcript has 4 exons. Gene Ontology annotation, cellular component: membrane; proton-transporting V-type ATPase, V1 domain. Gene Ontology annotation, biological process: proton transmembrane transport. Lineage: Eukaryota; Metazoa; Arthropoda; Insecta; Hymenoptera; Apidae.
GAUUUGCUGCAUUAGUUGUCUUCUUAAAUUUUUUCUAUUAUCCUUAUUUCUUUCGUAAUAAUGGCUCUUCACUCUGCGGGGAAGGGCAAACUUCUUGCUGUGAUUGGGGAUGAGGAUACUUGUGUAGGAUUUCUUUUGGGUGGAGUUGGCGAGAUCAAUAAACAUCGUCAACCGAAUUUUAUGGUUGUAGAUAAAAAUACAGCAGUAGGCGAUAUAGAAGAUACAUUUAAGCGUUUCAUUAAAAGAGAUGAUAUUGAUAUUAUACUUAUCAACCAAAAUGUUGCAGAAAUGAUCCGUCAUGUAAUUGACAGCCAUACACAACCUAUACCAUCAGUAUUAGAAAUUCCAAGUAAAGAUCAUCCAUAUGAUGCUAGUAAGGACUCUAUUCUAAGGCGUGCUAGGGUAAGAUUAUAUUAUUUACAAUAA